GCAUUGAAAGCUCAGCGACGUAACGUACUAAAUAUUUGCGAUAUCAAAAUGGAUCGUUGGUCGAAUCGUGUAGCCGUCGUAACUGGCGCCAGCUCGGGUAUUGGAGCUGCCAGUGCCAAGGACUUGGUGGCCAAAGGCAUGAUCGUCGUGGCACUGGCACGGCGUGAGAAUCGCCUGCAGGAGCUGAAGGCACAGCUGCCAGCAGAUCAGGCCAAGCGCUUCUACUAUCGCGUCUGCGAUGUGGCCGUGGAGCAGCAAGUGAUCGACACGUUUGCCUGGAUCGAUAAGGAACUGGGCGGCGCCGAUGUGCUGGUUAACAACGCGGGCAUUGUCCGUAGUAAUACGUUCCUGGUGGACCAAGGCAACAGCGAAGCAAUGCGCGCGAUCCUCGACACCAACGUAUUGGGCGUGACCUGGUGCACACGUGAAGCUUUCCAAUCGCUGCAGCGCCGCAAGAUCGACGACGGACACAUUUUGAUUGUGAACAGCAUUACGGGCCAUCAUGUGCCUGUUAUGCAGCAUAUCAGUUUGAACAUGUAUCCGGCAUCGAAGUUUGCGGUCACCGCCUUGACCGAGGUCCUGCGCCAAGAGUUCCUCACCAAAGGCACCAAGACAAAGAUCACGAGCAUCAGUCCCGGCGCUGUGGACACUGAAAUCCUCAACCAGAGCAAACUGCCGAACAUUGGUAGCUUCCCUAUGCUGCGCUCCGAGGAUGUGGCCGAUGCGAUCUCCUACUGCAUUCAGACACCUCCCAAUGUCCAGAUACACGAACUAACGAUCAAGCCUGUUGGCGAGAUAUUCUAAAGCCCAUCAAUUGCCAGCUGCCUUUAGAUACUGACCAAGUUGAAUUAUAUUUAUU
Drosophila hydei is the source of this 859-nucleotide messenger RNA. Its product is annotated as farnesol dehydrogenase-like. The transcript is spliced from 2 exons. The record is from RefSeq and is a predicted model, not a curated record. The coding region runs from base 49 to 804 and encodes 251 amino acids. Lineage: Eukaryota; Metazoa; Arthropoda; Insecta; Diptera; Drosophilidae.